This is a messenger RNA of Meloidogyne enterolobii, 1716 nucleotides long. Lineage: Eukaryota; Metazoa; Nematoda; Chromadorea; Rhabditida; Meloidogynidae. The record is from the annotation of a GenBank genome assembly.
AUGCUACCGAUGGGCAGGUACCUUCGCAUCACUGGAUUAAUAUUCGUUUGGAAUUCUAUUUCAAUUGCCUAUGGUCGUCAUCAUUAUAUGAACCCUGAUAUGCCGCCACUAGCGCAUCAAAACCAACAUAUGUUUGCUAACAAGCAUACUCACGCUGAAGCGGACCACCAAAUGAUUGGUAACAAACGUCCUCGCAGUGAGUUGGAAAAUCCUGCGCAACUGGAUGGACCCCACAGUUUUGUUCGGAAGACAAACAAAAAACGGAAAAUUGUUGAAAAUCCAAAGAUAAUGCUUGUGAUCUGGGGCGCAAAUAAUGAAAUAAUUGAUGAUCCCCACAUCAUGUUGCGACACAUGGAAAAGGGUGAAGGCUUAGUCUCAAAUGCUGAACAUCUACCGAGAACAGAAUUAACGCCAUUGAUUGACUGUUCUGAAGAUCCACCCGAAAAUGGAAUACCAACAGAACAUUGUCACUACGAUUUGCAUGUUGGAAAUGGUAUUACCAAUAUCACAUUUAGAAAUCCUGAAAUUAAAGGCAAGGUUGAAAUAUCAUACGCGUUAAAUGAGGAAUCUAAACGAAUCAGUUAUAUUGAGGAUAUUGAAAACCUCAAUGUUGCAAAAGAUCAAAAUCAUAGUGCACAAAAAGAUUUGCAUCAGAAGCACGAUCCCAAUUUUGAGGAAUUUGAUCAUCGUAACAUUCUUCAUUUAUCUUACCACAAUUUCAAACCUUAUACCUACAUUUAUCACAUUCACGGAAUAAUCUUUUGGCGAGGUCCUGAUAAGGUUAAUCCAAGUCCUGUGCCAUUGGUUGCAAACGAGGGAUGUGCACAUGUUGAAUAUGAUAUUGAUCAUGAUCAUUCUUUUGGUAAUAUGCCAUAUGAAUUUUAUUAUGACAAAGUAACCGGAAAUUUCCGAAUCACCAUCAAAAACGGUUACGGACUGGAUCCACUACGAAAAAAUGAACAAAAUUACGGUAGCAUCCGCAUAGCCGUGGCAUACAACAAAGAAUCAUUCCGCAUAAAAGAACGACGUGUCUAUACAUUUAAAAUCGCGGACUAUUUACGUGACAGUCACGAUAAUUUCGAGAAAGCUGUUAAUCAUGCACAUACUGAAAAAAAACCUUCAAGGAUUCUUUAUCUUUGGGCGGAUAAGGAAAAAAUGAAGUACGGACCAUUUCCUCUGCACCAACGUGAAUAUUCGCUUGAAUUCAAAAUAAAAAAUAAUAUGAAUGGCAAUGCAUGCGAUAAACCGUUCUCAAGCGCCCCGAUGAAUUGGAACAAGUGGCUAAAAAUUAGGGAUGAGGAUGAUGAGGAGAUUUUAAGCAUUGACAGCACAAAAAUAGAACAUCAGUCUGAUGGGGUACUAAUAGCACAAGUCAAAUUGCGCAAGACGAUUGCUGAAGGAUUUCAACUUCACAUUGAUUGCGGUGAAUCCAAAGCAGAUUAUGUUAUGAAAUUUAACAAAGUUGUUGAUAAAUCCGACUGGACUACUUUGGAAUCGAAAGUAGAGGCAAAUCCUGAGGUAGUUAUUAUGGGAGGGUUUGAAUUAAUUAAGCGCAACAUAUUUUCAACGUCUGCUUCAAUUUAUGAUUUUUUUAGAUUCAGCUUCGUGUCAAGUAUGUGGAUCAGUCCGAUCAGCCGCAAAAAUCUCAGUUUGAACUUCGAUAUAAGUAUUCUGGGCGUGGCGAACAUCCACUUAUGGAGGAAGAUUUUGGUGUAA